Penicilliopsis zonata CBS 506.65 is the source of this 858-nucleotide messenger RNA. RefSeq lists its product as hypothetical. Lineage: Eukaryota; Fungi; Ascomycota; Eurotiomycetes; Eurotiales; Aspergillaceae. Bases 303 to 707 code for a protein of 134 amino acids. The transcript has a single exon. The record is from RefSeq and is a predicted model, not a curated record.
UCCCUUGCCGACGAACUGAGAGUCGAGAGUCAUGAUGCUCUCAUGAUGUUAUGACACCGAACGAACUCAACGCUUUUUGACUUCAUAAUACUUUGAAUAAAAACCCGGGUCUUCCUCUAACACUGUGUUUACGACUGUGGCCUAGUAAACUAAUGCUAUGUGUUAUUCAAUAUGAAAUGCCAGGGUGCGCCUGGAGCAUGGCUUGCGUAGCGUGGUAGUAUCUGAGGUAAUAUGUACAUCGAAGGGGAACCGUCAGGUUCAUGGAGAGUCGAGACAAAGGGAAAAAAAAAGGGUUAUUUUAAAUGAGCGACAGCGGACAAAUGAAAAGAGUUCAAAAUGAGUGUGAGCUGAUGCAGUCAGUGUUGCUUCGGACACUGCUCGUAACCAAGACAUGUGGCUGUCGUGUCAUGUCAUCAUGUCAUGCGUGCCUGGUCAUGGAGGUCGUAAUUCGUGGGAAGAGGCGGAACGGAACCUGUCAGAAUCGGAACAAAAGUAUGUCCAACAUACAAGGCGAAAAUAAGAAAAAGAAAAGAAAACGAAACAUGACCAAUGAUUCGACCAGAAGAGAAAAAAGAAAAGAAAAAAGAAGAUGGAUGGCUUGCUCCGCAAACCCUCCUAAACAGACUGAAAGCCUUUCUGUAGACUGUCUCGUCCGUUUUCAACCUGAAUCCAGUCCGGUUGAACCGAAUCAUGCCACAAGAAAGUAGCCAAGUCGAAGAGAAAUGAAGAGGGGAAAAAAAAAGAUAAAAACAAUAAACAAUAUACACUUUGCAGUUGUUCUGUCUUCCGUGAUGUGAUCAUCCUGAUCCAAGUCGUGAGAGAGAAAAAAAACCCCCAAAAAGAAAAAAAAAAAAAAAA